Molecule: messenger RNA, 1233 nt
Organism: Odobenus rosmarus divergens (Pacific walrus)
Lineage: Eukaryota; Metazoa; Chordata; Mammalia; Carnivora; Odobenidae
Gene: EMC2
Product: ER membrane protein complex subunit 2
Exons: 11
Coding region: 29-922 (297 amino acids)
Biological process (GO): protein folding in endoplasmic reticulum
Cellular component (GO): EMC complex
Molecular function (GO): protein binding
Source: RefSeq, a predicted model, not a curated record
UCAAUCCCUGCCUCCCGGUUCUGAGAAGAUGGCGAAGGUCUCAGAGCUUUACGAUGUCACUUGGGAAGAAAUGCGAGAUAAAAUGAGAAAAUGGAGAGAAGAAAACUCACGAAACAGUGAGCAAAUUGUGGAAGUUGGAGAGGAAUUAAUUAAUGAAUAUGCUUCUAAGCUUGGAGAUGAUAUUUGGAUCAUAUAUGAGCAAGUGAUGAUUGCAGCCCUAGACUAUGGUCGAGAUGACUUGGCAUUGUUUUGUCUUCAGGAGUUGAGAAGACAGUUCCCUGGCAGUCACAGAGUCAAGAGACUAACUGGCAUGAGAUUUGAAGCCAUGGAAAGAUAUGAUGAUGCUAUACAACUAUAUGAUAGAAUUUUACAAGAAGAUCCAACUAACACUGCUGCAAGAAAGCGUAAGAUUGCCAUUCGAAAAGCCCAGGGGAAAAAUGUGGAGGCCAUUCGGGAAUUGAAUGAGUAUCUGGAACAAUUUGUUGGGGACCAAGAAGCUUGGCAUGAACUUGCAGAACUUUAUAUCAAUGAACAUGACUAUGCUAAAGCAGCCUUUUGUUUAGAGGAGCUAAUGAUGACUAAUCCACACAACCACUUAUACUGUCAGCAGUAUGCUGAAGUUAAAUAUACCCAGGGUGGACUUGAAAACCUCGAACUUUCAAGAAAGUAUUUUGCUCAGGCACUGAAACUGAACAACAGAAAUAUGAGAGCUUUGUUUGGGCUUUACAUGUCGGCAAGUCAUAUUGCUUCUAAUCCAAAAGCAAGUGCAAAAACAAAAAAGGACAACAUGAAAUAUGCUAGUUGGGCAGCUAGUCAAAUAAACAGAGCUUAUCAGUUUGCAGGUCGAAGUAAGAAGGAAACCAAAUACUCUCUUAAGGCAGUCGAAGACAUGUUGGAAACACUGCAGAUCACCCAGUCUUAAGGUUUCAAACUCUUUCACAUUACAUUUCACGACUGCACAAUUGAACUUACUGGCCUGUGACUACUAAAUGCCUAGUGCUAUUUAUAUUCUAAUUUUUUGUUAAGAGGGCAAUUGUAAAGAAUGUUUAUAUAGACCUAAAAAUGCCUUUUAUUGCUAAGCAGGAAGAUGGAGAAAGUCCACGGAAGAGAGAUUUAACAAGAUUCAUAUUGAUUGUACAUCAUUCUCUUCAUAUCACACGUAUAUAACUUCUUUUAAACCACAACCUGUUGUAGAAAUCCCAUAAAUAAAUAAUGUGAUUUAUUAAACUUGCA